AUGCUUGCACUUGAUCAUGAUCAGCUCCGAUUCAACUGCCUCUUCCCUCCUCAGGAUUAUGGAAUUCCUGAGCCCCUGUUCCAAUUCGAUUCCGACAAUCACAACCUCAUUUCCCUCUUCCCCGGGUUUCCUGCUCCUGCGACGGUUGAUUAUCUGGGUGACAUUCCAGUUGUUCCGUUGCCAGUUCCGAAGUUUGAACUGCCAGCUGAGCCGCUGAGGUUCAGCAUUGGGAGGAGCGGCAAGGAAGCAGAGGAGGUGAACAAAAAACAGAGCAAUGGGAAUGGCGAAACGUUAUCGGCGCAGAGCAUUGCUGCGAGGCACAGGAGGAGGAGAAUAACGCACAAGACCCGGGAGCUAGGGAAGCUGAUCCCUGGCGGGAACAAGAUGAAUACUGCUGAUAUGUUCCAAGCUGCUGCCAAGCAUGUCAAGUUCUUGGAGGCUCAAAUCAGCAUUCUUCAGUCCAUGGGCUCGCUUCAGAACGAGCUGGGGGCGCUUGUGACGUCGCCGGUGAUUCAGCAGAAGCUGUAUUCGAAAGAGAAGUGCUUGGUCCCGACGGAGCUACUCCGGACUCUGGCGAAUGGUUCUGAGUUCCAGUCGCAAUCAAUCAAUCAAGGAGAAUGA
This is a messenger RNA of Linum trigynum, 621 nucleotides long. The record is from the annotation of a GenBank genome assembly. NCBI's taxonomy places the organism in Eukaryota, Viridiplantae, Streptophyta, Magnoliopsida, Malpighiales, Linaceae.